Molecule: messenger RNA, 483 nt
Organism: Dracunculus medinensis (Guinea worm)
Lineage: Eukaryota; Metazoa; Nematoda; Chromadorea; Rhabditida; Dracunculidae
Source: the annotation of a GenBank genome assembly
AUGUCUUCAAAUUAUAGGCCCGAUUCAAACCUCGAUGGCGGAUCAAAGAUGUCUCAGAUCUAUGGUCUAACAGUAAUGAUACUACAAUUCGGAGCACCGACAUUGAUAUGCACAUUAUGCUAUUGGUCUAUUAGUAGAGUGAUUGCAAAACAAAUAGUGAAACGGCGCGAAAAAGAAAAUUUAUUAAAAUCUCAAGAAAAGAAGCUUCACGACAGGAGAAGCAAAGCAAACAGAAUGAUGGCAUGUAUGGUACUCGGUUUUAUACUGGCAUGGCUACCGCUCAACUUAAUAAAUCUUUCGAGGGAUUUUAAUGGUGUUUCUACUUGGUUUUCAACAAUAUUUGCCUUAUGCCAUGUUAUUGCAAUGAUCUCAGCUAUUUGUAAUCCAAUUAUCUAUACUUGGUUCAAUCCUAAUCUCAGAGCUAUUCUCAAAUCAAUGGUAAAAAAAUCAAAACAACAUAAUUUACCAUUAUCAUCAAUAUAA